This is a messenger RNA of Brassica rapa (field mustard), 2840 nucleotides long. Its product is annotated as putative F-box protein At4g10190. NCBI's taxonomy places the organism in Eukaryota, Viridiplantae, Streptophyta, Magnoliopsida, Brassicales, Brassicaceae. The record is from RefSeq and is a predicted model, not a curated record. Gene Ontology annotation, molecular function: protein binding.
AGAAAAGGAAUACUUUUAUUAAUAUCAUUUUAGUUUUUUCUUUUUCUUUUUAUUUUAGGUCUAUAACGACAAAUAUAGUCCAAACAAUGAAGAUUAUUCACUAAUUAAAAUGUUCAGAUUGGAAAACUCAUUUAUAUAAUUUGAAAAACAUUAUACACAAAUGCAAUUCAAUCUUAAAUAUAGCCCACAAAAUAAAAAAUAUAUAUAUUUAACAGUCAUACUUUAUUAUAUUAUACACAUAAAAUUCAUUAAAACUAUAUCUUUUUGAAAAUCCAUUAUAGACAAAAGAUACUUUUAUUAUACACAAAUCAGGUGAAAAGCAACUUUAACCACAUGUGUUUAUUUUUGAAACAUAAUUAUUCAAAAUUACAAUAUAACAAUGUAUUACAACAUAUCAAAGUUGUAUCAAAUUCAACCUAUCAUUUUCUGAAAAAUUAGAUUCACUUAUUUAUCGUGUGUUUGUUUAUUUUAAAUUUUGUUAGAUUCAAAUUAUUUUUAUAAAAAUUAUCUUCAACUGGUUAAUAACGAAUUUUGGGUUCUUACCAAAUUUUAUUAACUUUUAAUUAACAAUUUUCAUUAAAUAUGAACUGUAUUAUACACAACCUGUCAGAUCUACAUUUUUGAAAUACGGAUCAAAAACUAGUUAUUAACUUAUUAUUUGAUAGAAUACAUAAACUAAUGUAAUUAUUUGUGACAUUUAGAAUUUCUACGAAAAUACGGUCAAAUCACGAUUUUAAUAAAAAUCAAUAGAUAAACACUAAGAUUUUUUCGUUUAAUUUUAAAAAAAAACAUGACUCAUUUAGUUUUCAAAAACAAAAUGAUGCAAUUUAAAUUGUAUAUUAACAUUGACAGACCAAUAUGAUGAAAAAGUUGUAAAAUAUUUUCUUUUGAGUAUUUCUGUUUUUAUUAUGUCGAACAACUUUUACUCAGUUAGUAUAUGCCCAACUUUACUUAAUAAUAAAUCAAGUUAUAAAAUGAUUAGAUCACCAUGUUGAAACAUCACUAUAAUUUUAGAUAGUAUGGCCCAGUUUCAGUCAGUUUUAAUUUUGAAUUCUUUAUUAGCUUUGUUGAGUAUGAUUUAUAUAGCCACUGUAGAGAGAAACAAUCCAACGACCAAAACAAAAAAAAAAAUCCUACGACCAAAUGCCUUGAUGAAGCUUAAAUAGUCGUUGAACCAACUACGACAAUUGUGUGAUAUACGCAAGCUACAACCAUUUUAUAAAUAUUUGUACGAUAGUUUUAUGAUGAAUAUAUAUAUAUAUGUCAGUCAGUGACUGUUAUUCAUCAUCAAACCAUCGUACCCGUAUUUAUUCAAAUGAGAAUCGGCUAGAUAAACAUGAAUAAAGAUCUACACUAGGUAAAUGAGAAUCUGUGAUAUAUAUGUAACAUGAAUCGGCUAGAUAAGUGAGAAUCUGUGAUAUAUAUGUAUCAUUAUCUAAACUUAUAACUUGACAUUAUCCUAAUAAUACAAACACAACGCUCACUAGGUUUUCUGCAACCGAUUUGAAAGUUCUGAGCCACGGUCUCAUCUCCAAGUUAUCUGAAAACCCUGUGCUUAAAGAUGAUGAGGAUGAUGAGACUCUGGUUAAAGAUGAUGACGAGGUGGGGAAGAUCAGUGAUGGCAGUAACAGAAAAUAAUAGGACAGUGUAUCUUCCCGAGGACAUGCUUGUGGAGAUACUCUCUAGGGUUCCAGAGGCUUCUCUGGCACGGUUCCGAUCUACCUCAAAAGAAUGGAACGCUCUUAUCAAAAAAGAAAGGAAACUUGACUACAAGUCUCUUGUUGUCAUAUUAAUUGAUCGUAGGGUUUAUUUAGCUAGGCUUGAUCUGCACGGCAUUCAAGACGACAACGUUGUCAAUCUAAUAAGUCAUUUCAGCUUCAAUGAUCCUCUUUCCACUUCUUCGAAAGAAGUCGGUAUACGCCAGGUCUUCCACUGCGACGGCCUACUGCUAUGCACCACCAUGGACAAUAGAUUGGUGGUUUGGAAUCCAUGUUCAGGGGAAACCAGUAGGAUGAUCAAACCGUUAAAUUCCUACUCUCGGUAUGACACCUACGCUCUCGGUAAAUCCUCGAACAACAAGUACAAAAUCUUGAGAGUGCAUCAUCAUGGACCUGGUUACUUGGAACCAUGCCUUGUUGAUUACGAAAUCUAUGACUUCACAUCUAAUUCGUGGAGGGUAGUUGGUAAGACUAGAGAGUGGUCCAUUCCACAUAUGUGGCGAGGUGGAACGUCUGUGAAUGGAAAUACUUACUGGCUUACUUUUACUUUUAGGCAAAACGGUCCAAGGUCGAGGGAUACGUUACGAUGUUUUGAUUUUUCAACAGAGAGGUUUGGACCUGUGUCUCUUCCGGGUGAUCCUCGUUCUUAUUAUGUCUUUGCUUUAUCAGUGACUAGAGAAGAGCAAAAACUUUGUCUCUUAACUUCUUCUCGUGAUGAGGUAUACGAUAUAGAUGUAUGGAUAGGAACUAAGAUUAAAAGUACCGGAGACAUGUCAUGGAGUAAACUCCUAACAGUGGAACGAACCCAACGCUGCCAGUUCAUUACGCUUCGUACUGGGAUGAGUUUCUUGGCCGAUCGGGAGAAUAAAGUUUUAGUGCAUCCCACUAAAUAUAAGAUCUCUAGUAACUGCUUAUUACACAUUUUGGGAGAGGAUAAAUACAGACAAGUGGACCUUCAUGAUGUAGGAUUUAAAUGCUCACUUCCUGUCCAGUAUGGUCCAACUUUGGUUCAAAUCCAACAAGGUUCUUUGGGGGUAGGCACAUGGAAAGCACCAAUAACGUGACUUGUAAUUGGCAGACUAGUUUAUGCAUUGUUAUCCAAGUUUUCAUGAUAUUUGAUAA